ACCUAAAAUUAAAUUACAGAAAAUAAAAACACAAGGAGGUUUAGGGGGAGAGAAUCUCUUCCAAAUCACAGUCGACGGAGUCGCCGAGAUUCCAGGUUUCCGUCACUCCAACCACACUCCAAUCCUCAUCGGCUGUUUUAAUAUUCCCUAAUGGAACAAUUUCGUGUUAAGCAAGAAAUCACAGAACCACCACUAAUCAACAACAACAACAACAGCGAAUCUUCCAAACGAAAUUCCGUUUCAAGCACUCCGGUGAUCGAUCUCGACAGCUCCGACAACGAUUCAUCCACUUCCGCCAACCGAUUUAGCAAUAGCAAGAAAGCUAGGGUUUCGAACAAUGAGAAUAGGAAGAAAUCCGGAGACGACGUCGUUUUGCCGGCCGGUUUUCUCGAUCCGUUGCCGCCGAAGGAGGCGGCGCCAGUGCCACGUGUCGCCAAUGAAGCUGUGGCUCCGAGCUGUAGGAAUUUUUGGAAGGCUGGUGAUUUUGAUGAGGUUUCGGAUGGUGAUUGGGAUACAGCGUCUGGUGGCAUGGAUCACGUAAGGGUUCAUCCUAGGUUUCUACAUUCGAAUGCAACUAGCCAUAAAUGGGUUCUUGGUGCCUUUGCAGAACUUUUGGACAAUUCACUAGAUGAGUUUUGUAACGGGGCUACGUAUGUUAACAUUGAUAUGCUCAGAAACAAGAAGGAUGGAAAUAGAAUGUUGUUAAUUGAAGAUAAUGGUGGCGGGAUGGACCCAGAUAAGAUGCGACAAUGUAUGUCUCUCGGGUAUUCUUUGAAAAGCAAGGUUGCAGACACUAUUGGACAAUAUGGUAAUGGUUUCAAGACAAGUUCCAUGAGGCUUGGGGCUGACGUUAUUGUUUUUUCACGAUGCUCUGCGAAAGAUGGAAAAAGGUCUACACAGAGCAUUGGACUCUUGUCCUACACAUUUCUACGAAGCACUGGAAAGGAAGAUAUAGUAGUUCCCAUGCUUGAUUACGUAAAAGAUGGCGGGGAAUGGAAGAAAAUCAUACGGUCAUCACCCGGCGACUGGAACAUGAAUGCUGAGGCCGUGGUUCAAUGGUCUCCGUUUUCAAGUGAAGCAGACCUCCUGAAACAGUUUGAUCAUAUGAGGGGCCAGGGCACACGCAUAAUCAUUUAUAAUCUAUGGGAAGAUGAUCAAGGACAACUGGAACUUGAUUUUGAUGCUGAUGAAGAAGAUAUUCAAAUAAGAGGCGUUAAUCGAGAUGAGAAGAAUAUACAAAUGGCUAAUAAGUACCCAAACUCUAGACACUUUCUAACAUAUCGACAUUCACUUAGAUCUUACGCAUCUAUUCUCUAUCUAAGAAUUCCUCCUGGAUUCCGGAUGAUUCUUCGUGGAAAAGAUAUUCAACAUCACAAUAUAGUAAAUGAUAUGAUGAUGACAACGGAGAUCACAUAUCGUCCUCAGCCUGGUGCUGAUAAAGUUUCCAAGGAUUCAAGUAUAGUUGCAGUUGUUACCAUGGGGUUCGUCAAAGAUGCUAAAGCUCAUAUUGACGUUCAAGGAUACAAUGUUUAUCAUAAAAAUCGACUCAUUAAGCCAUUUUGGAGACUCUGGAAUAGUACAGGAAGUGACGGUCGUGGAGUAAUAGGUGUGUUGGAGGCUAAUUUUGUAGAACCAGCUCAUGAUAAACAAGGAUUCGAGCGCACCAUUGUUCUUUCAAGACUUGAAACACGUCUUAUUCAGAUGCAGAAGACAUAUUGGCGUACUUACUGCCAUAAAAUUGGAUAUGCUCCAAGAUUCAGUAAGAGCAGCAUGGUAGAGGAUAAAGAAGAUGACUAUAUGUAUGAGACUUCUUCUAAAAAGAAGAAAGCUGCAUCAAAACCGCCGGUUUCUUCUUUUUCAUACAAAUCUUCUGCAAAUAAACAUCAGAAACUAGGAUCUGGUAACGGUUUCGGGGAAAAUGGAAAUAAUCUUCGAGGGAUGUACGGGGAAGGUCCAAGUACCCCAAAGUUUACACUGUUGAAUGAAAAUAUUCAUGAUGAUGACAGUUCUCAUAAAGAGUUUACCCCAAAAGGUUUUUCUCAUUCAGCACGUUAUACUCAACAUCCUGCAAAUUCUGAAGCUGGGCAAGAUUAUUCCCCUUACGGAAAAUCUAUGCAAAUCGUCACACACACUCAGCCAAGGUUUCAGAGUGUUGUUGGAAAUGGAGGUACGCCUGAUUUAUAUCAAUUGGUGGAAGAGAACCGCCGAUUAAAAGAACAGUUGGAAAGGAAGGAUGAAGAUAUCUUAGCUGAACUUCUUGGUGAUUUAGAACGAGAAAGAAAUCGUCGCAAGGCCCUUGAAGCUCAGAUUGAAGAAGCAAAAGAAAAAUCUGAGCAUCUAAGCAAGGAGCAAGAAAUUGCAAUCGACACUUUUGCAGAAGAAAGAGAGAUGCGAGAAAUGGAGCAAGAUGCUUUAAGAAAGAAGUUGGAGGAGGCAACCGCUGCCAUCCAAGAAUUAGUUCAGCGAGUGAAACAGUUAGAUUUGGAGAAGAUCAAAAGCCACAAAUGGAGCGGGAGUAAAUACAUGUCUUGAACAUUUGUAGUUGUUUUUGAUUAUAUAAUCGUAAAUAUAACUAUUUCGACAUAGUUAGGUUUAAUCUCCGGUGUAGGUUUCAUGUUUUCGAUUUAGAGUAGAGAGGCUCUAUCUGGAUGUAGAUAUACCUUAACUAACGGUUGAUUCUAUCAAAAUUCAACAAAUUUUUAUACUUU
Messenger RNA from Helianthus annuus (common sunflower), 2708 nucleotides. RefSeq names its product protein MICRORCHIDIA 7. NCBI's taxonomy places the organism in Eukaryota, Viridiplantae, Streptophyta, Magnoliopsida, Asterales, Asteraceae. The transcript has 20 exons. Gene Ontology annotation, molecular function: ATP hydrolysis activity. Gene Ontology annotation, cellular component: nucleus. Bases 151 to 2532 code for a protein of 793 amino acids. The record is from RefSeq and is a predicted model, not a curated record.